Messenger RNA from Procambarus clarkii (red swamp crayfish), 3062 nucleotides. It is a transcript of the gene NELF-B, whose product is annotated as negative elongation factor B. Gene Ontology annotation, biological process: negative regulation of transcription elongation by RNA polymerase II. Gene Ontology annotation, cellular component: nucleus; NELF complex. Lineage: Eukaryota; Metazoa; Arthropoda; Malacostraca; Decapoda; Cambaridae. The record is from RefSeq and is a predicted model, not a curated record.
CGGGACGCGGUCUGUUUGUAAACAGACAAGCUGACGGGCUAUGGGGGGCUGGGCGCAGCAAUUCUGCUGACUUGCACCAGAAUUACUAGUAUCAUUUAUAUAUGACAGAAUUAUUUAGUGCACGAUGGCUGGAUUUGGCUUAGAAGAAAUCGGCAUCCCAGGAGGGGUGUAUCUUAAGGAGUCACUCACACACUGUACAGAUCCUCUAAAGGCUAUAGAAGAGUUUCAGGUAGAAAAUGGAAUCCUUCUGCCAUCACUCAGACCCAUGCUGCACCUUUUGGACCUGCAUGGAGUCAAACGACUUGACUUCCACAAUUCUAUCAUGGAGGAACUACGAGACAAGUUAAUAUCUCAGAUUACUGAAUUAGGAAAACGUGAGGGCAGAGAUAGGGACCGUAAACUGAAGGAGCUACUCACCAAAAGUUUUCCUGUGAUCAAGAUUAAAGCUCUUCGUCCUGUUGUCAUGUGCAUACUGAAGCACAUGUCUCAUGUUGAGGACAAGUAUCUGAAAAUAUUGGUACGAGAUAGAGAGCUAUACGAAGCAUGUGACACAGAGGUUAAACGUCAGAUAUGGAAGGAUUCACAAGCACUUUUUGGAGAUGAAGUUUCUCCUCUAUUAACAGGCUACAUUACAAGCAAAGAAGACACUCUCUUUAAUGUAGAAAAUCUUAAUAAUUUAUUUUUUAGUCCUUCACCAAAGGCUCGUCGUCAAGGUGAGAUGGUGCAGAAGCUAGUGCACAUGAUUGGCAAGAAUGUGAAGUUGUACGAUAUGGUUCUUCAGUUUCUACGCACCCUCUUCCUUCGGACACGAUUCAUUCAUUAUUGUUCUCUACGAGCAGAGCUACUUAUGGCAUUACAUGACAAAGAAGUCCAUGAUAUAAUUGCUGUUGAUCCAUGCCACAAGUUUACUUGGUGUUUGGAUGCUUGUAUCAGAGAAGGCAAGGUAGAUGCCAAAAGGUCUCGUGAACUACAAGGAUUUUUGGAUAGUAUUAGACGUGGUCAGGAGCAAGUUUUAGGGGAUCUUUCGAUGAUUUUGUGUGAUCCUUAUGCUAUCAACUUCUUGGCCAACUCUGUUAUACGACUAUUGCAACACCUUAUGAAUAAUGAAGCCAUGCCAAGGGAGAAUUCUGUAUUGGUGUUAAUGCUGCGAAUGUUGGCAUUAGGAUUACACAGUUGGGAUAUGAUUGAGAGUCAGUUAUUUCGAGAGCCUAAGCUGGACCCUCAAAUUGUUACAAAAUUUUUGCCAGCCCUGGUGUCUUUGAUGGUAGAUGAUGAUGUAAGAAGAUUUAAUGCCAAGCUACCACUGGAUGAAAGAGAAUCUGCAAUCACCAUUAUUGAACAUUCUGGUCCUCCUCCAGAUGCGUACCAAGCUUAUCUCCAGGAGAGUAGUGUUGCUUGCAUAUUGGCUAUGUAUUACACCCUCCAUACUGCCACUCGCAAGGACAAGACUGCUCUCAUGCGCGUGUUGGGAACACUUGCAACGUGUCACCAAGACAGAGCUUUUCAAGACACCUUUCUUCAUUCCUUGGUUGCAGCAUUGAUCCCCAUGUCAGAUGACUUCACAACAGAGGAUUUCUGCACUGUAGUAUUUGAUGAAUUUUUCUUUACAAAUAUCAACCGGGAAAAUGUCAUGCGACAUGUAAUGAAACUAGUGUGGUACAUUCACCCAAAGCUUCCACCUGCUCGCCUUGACACCCUUCAAAAGGUUCUUCAACCUGGACCUCAUCAGGGUGAAGCAAUUCAGGCACUCUAUGAGAAGUUUCAGACAAGAGUGCAGGAGUUCCAGGAUGUUCAGAAUCAGCCAGCACCCAUGAACGAAAUGGACUCCCCACUCAUGGCUGUGCCCACUCCAGCCCCAAUACAGUAACAGCCUAGGUAUUUACUACAUCUGUGAUGCCGUGUUCCCUAUGGGAACUCCUCUUACAUGUGGAGCCGAUCCAUAAUUCUUUCCAGACAGCUGCUCUCGAGUUGAGGUUUGAGAAGUGAAAUCUCUCCAUGAUACAAGUGGCAUUCUCAUGGGCAACUAAGCCUAUCUAAACUAUAAAACUUCCAUGUGGGUGUUUGUCACAACUUUAUUUUCUAAACAUUAAUAGUACUAUACAGUUUAAACUUAAUGUAUCAAAAUUGUAGUGUGCACUGUAAAAAAAAAAAUAGUUAUGGCUAAGUAGCACAUGGAAUUGUUUGUAAUGUUUAAUUAAAAAUUUCAGCGUUAUAUUCAGAUAUAGGUUAUGACAUUUAUCUUUAUAUUUUUCCUUCUAACAUAUAGACUAGAUGAAAACUGGCAUUUUUUAUAAAUACAGGAUGAUUGCACACUAUUAAUAAAUGUAUACAUCACCACCGACUGAAAAGAGCAUUCAAAAUAUCAUGUUGCAAUUGUGAAACAUGUAUCAUAUGAAACUGUUCUUUGUUCAUACUGGUGUAGGGGAAGGUGCUGAAGUAGUGCAGAGUCCAGCCUGGAGUCACCUCUCAAAAGGUCAAACACUCAAGUCCCUUGCGACAUCUCUAGUAUUGUCAAGUUAAGCUCUUACUGCCACAAGAUGACAGUACUUAAUGACUGGGCCAGUAAGACUGGAUUCAAUUAUGGUAUUUUUUUAAUCCUUUGAAGCUAUACAAUGGACCCAUACUUAUUUGUACCUGUACUCACUUCUGCAGUACAAUGUUCAUAUGCAUGCAAAAAAGUUAGCGUGUCUUCAUUUAAACAAUUGCUGAACGAAGCCUAUUUAUCAGCCUUGUAGAAAUUUUAGCCCAAUUUUUUUUUAGUUUUUUGUCUGCAAUCAAAACUUACCUUUUUAUGUUGAUUGUACCAGUAUGAAUCCUCAAACUUAUCAGCCAGUACCUUCACUCUCCAGCUGUAAUCAUUUGUUGAUAUGAAAGGCUAAAUUGGUAUAUAAAUAGCGAAGUACAGUAUAUUGAUAUUACUGUACUUAAACACAUUUUUGUACAUAUCACUUGCAAUAAGGAUCCCAGAUAUAUCGAUAAAAAAGACAACAUUCCUAAAAAUUCUGACUGUAAAUACAAUCUGGAACAAAUUGCAUUGUACAUUAAAUUGCUUUAUCCCUUCA